AAUGGCUUGGCAGGUUGAUCCCGAGGAAAUGGAUACUCAUGAUGAAGAAUUUCUUGGUCUUCAACCUGAACCAAUGGAUUGUCACGGUCAAAAAAUAUGUAUUUCAGAACAUCAGCAUAUGAAUCCUGCUGGAGGCUUCGUCUUCACCACAACCCAAGAAACACAACUCCAGCGCUUUUUGUGUCUUGGGGCAUCUUGCAAUGGCUAUCAAACCGGACGUCGAAGAGAAUUAAAACUAGAUGAUGCCAGGUUUAUAUUACAAUUGGUAGGCGAUGGAUAUGGUAAAAAGGUGGUGGAUUUUCUAACGGAUUUCUCUACAAAUUGUCGUUCAUUCAAGCAGGAUCCUACUUCAUUUACUUUGGCGCUCUGCUGUCGGUCCUCUGAUGAAGUUACAAAGCAUGCAGCCUUUGCAGCUGUACAGAAGGUUUGCAGAACACCAACCCAUCUUUUCAGAUACCUUGAUUACUGCCAAAAAAUAAGCCUUGAUUUGACAUCAAGAAAAGGAUGGGGACGGGGACUUCGUAAAGCAGUAUAUGAUUGGUACCGGGGAUAUGGAUCAUCAGAACGAAAUCUGAAGCUUUUGGCUUUACACCUCACAAAAUAUACAAAAAGAUAUGGUUAGAGACACAGGCAAGCAAUCCGUCUCGCUCAUCUCAAAGUGGAAGAAGGCAAUUCUGCCUUGAAGUAUUUGAUAAUAAUUGCAAGGAAGGGGAAGCGAUAUGCCGAUUCUACCUCGCUACUUGACAAACUUAAGAAACAGGAAAAAAAUAAUGAAACUCAUCUGAAAGCAGUUGCUGAAUUGCUAGAUGGAAUUCAGAGUGCAAAGAAAACAAAUGAUAAAAAUGUGAUUAUAGACCUUAUCCUUAAGCACAGGUUAGUCAGAGAAAACAUCCCAAGUUUUUUCUUAAAUGAAAAACAAGUUUGGUUGGCCCUGAGUAGACAUAUGUCGAUGACAGCUCUAAUCAGAAACCUUGGAAAAAUGUCAAACUUGGAUAUGUUCAUUCAAGAAAAUCAACAAUCAGACGAAGAAGAAUCGUUUGAAGAAAAUUUGAUCUUGGGGAAAUUGCAAAACAGAGAACUUAUUUUAAUGGAAAAAGUCCACCCAGUGAUUUUUCUGAAAGCAAUAAACCAGUACAAGAAAGGUCACAAUAGCUCUGAGAAAACAAAUUGGGCGGUGUUACCUCAGAUUUGUACUGCCCUUGAAAACGGAUUCUACUUAUCUUUUGAAAACAUCAGACCCACUGGCAAACGCUUCCUGGUUGCAGUAGAAAUUAGUAAAUCGAUGAAGGAUGACAUCCAAGUCCCAGGCACAUUUUCUUUACGUGCUAUAGAUGUUGCCGCCUUCAUGGUGACUUUGGCAGCGAGGACAGAACAGCAUUCUGACUUCAUAGUCUUCUCAUCUGAAACACCUGAGCCUUUAUCCAUCCAAUCAAUUGCCACAAUAGAAGACGUUAUCGGUAGAAUUCAACAUAUUGCAGCUACUACAAGUAAUUCAGCCUCUGAUGCUUCUUGGGUUUUUAAAUAUGCAAUGCAGGAGAAGAAGCGUUAUGAUGCAAUUGUAAUAUACACCGAUUCCAAGUCUUGCAAAGGACAUCCACAUCCUGUGGAAGCUCUUAAAAUGUAUCGCAAAGCGACAGAAAAGGAAGAUGUACGAUUAGUUGUUUGUAACUUAUCCUGUUCUGACAUGACUAUUGGGGAUAUAGAAGACAAGUUAACAAUGACAAUAUGUGGAUUUGAUUCCCAUUGUCCGCAAAUCAUAAUGAACUUUGUUCAUGGUAUCCUUUGAACUGCAU
Molecule: messenger RNA, 1793 nt
Organism: Saccostrea echinata
Lineage: Eukaryota; Metazoa; Mollusca; Bivalvia; Ostreida; Ostreidae
Product: RNA-binding protein RO60-like
Exons: 2
Coding region: 944-1786 (280 amino acids)
Cellular component (GO): ribonucleoprotein complex
Molecular function (GO): RNA binding
Source: RefSeq, a predicted model, not a curated record